This is a messenger RNA of Hyposmocoma kahamanoa, 723 nucleotides long. RefSeq names its product deoxyuridine 5'-triphosphate nucleotidohydrolase (gene dUTPase). The transcript is spliced from 3 exons. Gene Ontology annotation, molecular function: magnesium ion binding; dUTP diphosphatase activity. The record is from RefSeq and is a predicted model, not a curated record. Gene Ontology annotation, biological process: dUMP biosynthetic process; dUTP catabolic process. Bases 69 to 512 code for a protein of 147 amino acids. Lineage: Eukaryota; Metazoa; Arthropoda; Insecta; Lepidoptera; Cosmopterigidae.
CAACGAAAUUAAAAAUUAUCACCCUGAUUUCCCAGUUAUCGAACCUUUUUUUCAGAAAUUUAAGUAAAAUGCCGUCUGAAAUUCGUCCUACGUUGAAAUUCACGCGUCUGAGCGAGCAUGCUUUUCCACCUGUUAAGGGUUCCGAGAAGGCAGCCGGUUUCGACCUAAAAAGCGCCUACGACUACGUAGUGCCUGCUCGCGGCAAGGAACUGGUAAAGACAGACCUUCAGAUUGAGCUACCAUCAGGGUGCUAUGGUCGCGUGGCGCCGCGGUCGGGUUUGGCUGUAAAAAACUUCAUUGAUGUUGGAGCUGGAGUAAUAGAUGAAGACUACCGUGGCAAUGUUGGAGUAGUGCUAUUUAACCACUCUAAUCAGGAGUUCACAGUAAAAAAAGGUGAUCGAAUUGCCCAACUCAUUUGUGAAAAGAUCUACUACCCUGACCUUUUAGAGGUGGCUGAUUUGUCUGAGACUAAAAGGGCUGAAGGAGGAUUCGGUUCUACUGGGACAAAUUAGAUUUUUAUUUGUCUAUUAGAAGGAAGGAUACAUUUUCAUUAGUGUUAAGUUAGACUUAUUAAGGUAAAUGAGGAAGCUUGUUUCUAGUAAUUAUGUGUAUGUUUGCCUAUUUGCUUUUACAGUUUGUGUUGUCAAUGGGAUCUGAAGUUUAUACCAAAACCAUAAGUUAAAAAAAAUUUAAAACCUAACAAAAUGUUUUUAAUAAAUAGGC